Molecule: messenger RNA, 2193 nt
Organism: Prunus dulcis (almond)
Lineage: Eukaryota; Viridiplantae; Streptophyta; Magnoliopsida; Rosales; Rosaceae
Product: probable protein phosphatase 2C 62
Exons: 12
Coding region: 69-1754 (561 amino acids)
Source: RefSeq, a predicted model, not a curated record
GAAGGUUGCCUUGCCUUGCCAUUCUUAUAAAUAAAUAAAUAAAUCUAAAUGCUUAAAUAAAUCAGAAAAUGGCUGAUCCUUUUCUAUGCCUCGUCAGAAGUCGGUGUUUGAGCUUCUCUGCCUUCUCUCCAGCUCCCUUUCCAUCUCCAAAUCCCUUCCUCCAUGAAAAACUUGGUAGAAUUCACACUCCAAUUGCAGGAUUUCCUAAGCCCAGGCCGACGCUUGUUCCGCAUUCAUCCUCGCAAUUACAUCUGAUUUCCACAAGCGAGUGGUUUGAUGGAAGCGUCGUCUUCUGCUUUGGGGACGAGAGCGAGAAAGCUGUUGCUGUUCCCACUGAAACGGAAAUUGGCAAAGAGGAUUGUGAGUGUCAGGUUGUUACUGAAACUAAUAAUACUAAUAGUCUUCAUGUGCAAAAUUCAGAAUUGAGCGAAGAAUUUUUGGGGAACAAUGUGCAUGAAUCCGAAAAUGAACCCGAAAUUCGUGCUUUUCCGGCAAGUUCCUGUGCCGCCAAGGAGAACGCUGUCGUUUAUACAGAUCCUAAUGCGGUUUCAGCCACCAGUACCAACAACAAUGUGACUGGUGGAGAGGAAACAGGGCAUGCCGCCACAACCACCGCAGCAGAUGAAACUGAAGAAGGCUCAAAAGUGUUAGCUGAGAAUGCCCCUUCCACAAAUUCAGAAGACAAAUUCACAGAGGGAAAAGCACAUAGAAGAGAUGUUUCAGGAGUAUCAACUACUAGGGUAGUGGAAUUGCACGCAUUUGAAGGUUCUCCUGAUGGGGAGUACAGAUCUGCAGCGGUUCUUCAACUGUCUUCUAGUGCUGCUGUAUUACCUCAUCUCCCAAAGUUAGCUGAGAAUCCCCCUUCCAGAAAUGUAGAAGAUGAAUUCACAAAGGGUAAAUCACAAAGAGGAGAUGUUUCAGGAGUAUCAACUCCUAGGAAAGUGGAAGUACAUACAGUUCAAGGAACUUCUGAUGGGGAGGACAUAUCUGCAGCGGUUCUUCAACUAUUUUCUAGCGCUGCCUUAUUACCGCAUCCCUCAAAGGCAUUGACAGGUGGGGAGGAUGCUUACUUUGUUGCUUGCCAAAACUGGCUAGGUGUGGCUGAUGGAGUUGGUCAGUGGUCACUAGAAGGGGUUAAUCCUGGACUAUAUGCUCAGGAACUCAUGGAGACUUGUGAAAGGUUCGUAUCUGAUUGCAAAGGUAUACCAUUGACCGAACCGGAAGAAGUCCUUAUUAGAGCUGCUGCAAAAACAAAAGCACCUGGACUAUCUACUGUUUUGGUCGCUUAUUUUGAUGGUCAGGCUCUCCAUGUGGCCAACAUUGGCAACUCGGGAUUUAUUGUAAUUAGAAAUGGUGCUGUCUUUAAAAGAUCAUCACGAAUGGUUCACGAGUUCAAUUUUCCAAUACAGAUUGAAAGAGGUGAUGAUCCCUCAAAACUUAUAGAGAUGAGAUACCGAAUAGAUUUGGAUGAUGGAGAUGUGAUUGUCACUGCAACAGAUGGCCUCUUUGACAACUUGUAUGAGCAAGAGAUCAUCUCAAUUGUAUCGAAGUCUAUGCAAACCACGUUGAAACUUGAGGAUAUAACAAAGUUCUUGGCAACUAGUGCACAAGAAGUGGGGCAAUCUACAUCUAGAAGGAGCCCAUUUGCAGAUGCAGCCGAGGCAUCUGGGUAUGUGGGAUAUAGUGGAGGCAAGCUUGAUGAUGUGACCGUUAUCCUGUCAUAUGUACAAAAGAAAUCCAGUGCCUUACAGUAAGUAUACAAUGUAUAUAUUUUUUUCUAUCAUUUGGUUCAAUUGAGGAGGAGUACGAGAAGGGAAAGAUAAAAAGAAAUUCCAGUUACUUGUAAUUUGGUUGAGUGUGAAGACCUACCCCGUCAAUUGUUAAUGAUGUUAGCAAAGUCUUCCUCUUGUAGCUGCUCCUUUUAGAACCUGUCUAGUUAGGCCGUAGAUUCAAAUUUUAUUUGGCAGCUGUAUUGUGUUGAAGGCACCAAGGAACUUGCCCAAGCAGGCCAUUAUUAAAUGAGCUAUGAUGUUUACAUAACUGUAGCUAUGAAUCUAUGAUGAUGUGUUCUCUUCUAUCGGACUGCCAGGCUAAAGCAAUUGUCAGGUGAAAGUUCUGGUCUUAGAUUGUGCCAGUAGGUAGCUAAUACGGAAGCUUUUGAAUUUCUAUUUGAAAUGAAAAUCUAAUGCAGAA